AUUGCAAAAAACACAAACAAAAAACUAGACAAAAAUGGGGUUGCUAGAUUAUUCCCAAUGGUUGAUCCUAGUAGCAGCUUUGUUGGGUGGAUAUGCAUUUGUGUUUGGUUUCCUAAGGAGAUUGAAUGAAUGGUACUAUGUUGGUAGGUUGGGAAAAUCACAAAAUCUCCCACCAGGUGAUAUGGGUUGGCCUUUCUUUGGUAACAUGCCUACCUUCGCCAAAUAUGCUAAAUCUGAUCCUGACUCACUCAUCUAUAACCUUAUCUCCAGAUAUGGCAGGACAGGUAUGUACAGGACACAUUUGUUUGGGUAUCCAACCGUCAUAGUUUGCUCGCCAGAGACAUGUCGUAAUGUACUAAAAGACGAGGAACAUCUCAAGCCAGGAUACCCUGCUUCAGCUAUGGCACUUGCAGGGAAAAAAUCAUUCCAUGGAAUAUCAAGUGCCGAGCAUAAACGUUUGCGAAAGGUAACCACGUCUCCAAUAAAUGGUCACGAAUUGUACAAUUAUAUUGGUCUCAUAGAAGAUAUUGUAGUGAAAAAUUUAGAAGAUUCGUCUAAAACGAACACACCGGUUGAGUUUCUCAAAGAGGCCAAAAAGUUCACUUUUGAUGUCAUCACUUCUGUCUUCUUUUCCUCUGAUCGUGAACAUGCUGACCUUGCUUUGGUUGAGCAUUUGUACAUUGAUUUGCUUCGAGGAAUGAGGUCCCAAUCGAUCAAUCUUCCUGGCUUUCCAUUCUAUAAAGCACUCAAGGCACGAAAGAAGUUGGUGAAGCUGUUGAAAGGUUUGGUGGAUCAUAAGAGGAGAAACAAUAAUAAUGAAAAACAACAGACAAAAAAAGAUUUGAUGGAGUUGUUGAUGGAAGCCAGAGACGACGAGGGUGAGAAGUUGGAAGAUGAAGACAUUAUAGACUUGCUUCUUUUGUUCUUGUUAGCUGGUCAUGAAAGCUCUGCUUAUGGUGUUUUGUGGACCGUUAUCAACCUCACUAAUCAUCCACAUGUCUUCGAAAGAGCCAAGAAAGAACAAGAAGAGAUUAUGGCAAGAAGGCCUUCCGAUCAAAAAGGACUUACACAUACGGAAAUUAGGCAAAUGAAAUAUCUUUCUCAGGUUAUUGAUGAGAUGCUGCGCAAAACAAGUAUUUCAUUUGCGAACUUUAGACAGGCAAAAGUUGAUUUUAACCUCAAUGGUUAUACUAUACCAAAAGGAUGGAAAGUCCUGGUAUGGAACAGAGGUGUUCACAUGGAUCCUGAAAACUACCCCAACCCAAAGGAAUUUGAUCCUUCCAGAUGGGAGAAUUUCAAAGCAAGAGUAGGACAAUUUCUUCCAUUUGGAUAUGGAAGUAGGUAUUGUCCAGGAAGUGAUUUGGCUAAACUUGAGAUCACUAUUUACCUUCAUCAUUUUCUUCUUAACUACAGGAUGGAGAGAAUUAAUCCAGAUUGUCCAAUUACCUACCUGCCAAUUGCAAGGCCUACAGAUAAUUGUCUUGCAAGAAUUAUAAAAGUAACAUAAAUCAUGGGAUUGUUCUCUCUCUAUUCUUGUCAAUGCUCUUGGAGUUCUUCGCCUAAGAUCGUAGUUUUUACUUUAUUUUGUCCUUUCUUCUUGAUUAAAAAAAAUAAGGCCAAGUCAUAGGGUUUUGGAACACAAUUUUUUAACACAAAAGUUGACACUCUGUGCUGUUCAUUAUAUUUACACGGUGAACACAAUAAACUCUAUUUGUAACACAAACACAAGAUUGUGUCAUCAAUUAAUUUCACUACUUCAUUUAUAAAAAAGUAUUUUGUUU
Molecule: messenger RNA, 1781 nt
Organism: Medicago truncatula (barrel medic)
Lineage: Eukaryota; Viridiplantae; Streptophyta; Magnoliopsida; Fabales; Fabaceae
Product: beta-amyrin 11-oxidase
Exons: 8
Coding region: 35-1507 (490 amino acids)
Biological process (GO): brassinosteroid homeostasis; sterol metabolic process; multicellular organism development
Cellular component (GO): endoplasmic reticulum
Molecular function (GO): ent-kaurenoic acid monooxygenase activity; heme binding; iron ion binding
Source: RefSeq, a predicted model, not a curated record